This is a messenger RNA of Labrus bergylta (ballan wrasse), 1582 nucleotides long. Lineage: Eukaryota; Metazoa; Chordata; Actinopteri; Labriformes; Labridae. The record is from RefSeq and is a predicted model, not a curated record.
GUACUUCACCAACAUAUCCAUCGGCGGGCGUGACUAUUCCUUCAACAGUGACGGCUACCUGUCCAAACCGCUGCUCGAUGUCAUCUCCUACACCAACGGGAGGGGCUGGGAGGAGGUUGGCUGGUGGGAAAAUGGCCACCUGCGCCUGCGGUACCAUCCCUGGUCUCGAUACGGCUCCUUCCUGAAGCCUCUGGAUGACGCCCAGCACCUACGAGUGGUGACUUUGGAGGAGAGGCCGUUUGUCAUCGUGGAGCCGGCUGAUCCGGGCACCAGCUCCUGCAUCCGGGAUUCCGUACCCUGCCGAAUGCCCGUCAACUCCAGUCUGGUGGUGGAGGGCACCGGGCCCAUGAAGCAUUGCUGCAAAGGUUUCUGCAUCGAUGUCCUCAAGAGACUGGCCAAAAUUGUGGGUUUCACCUACGACCUUUAUCUUGUGACCAACGGGAGGCACGGGAAGAACAUCGAUGGGGAGUGGAACGGCAUGGUCGGAGAGGUGGUGUCCAACAGGGCUGACAUGGCCAUCGGUUCUCUCACCAUAAACGAAGAGAGGUCCGAGGUCGUAGAGUUCUCUGUUCCGUUCGUGGAGACGGGCAUUAGCGUCAUGGUUUCUCGGAGCAACGGCACCGUAUCGCCUUCUGCUUUUCUUGAGCCCUACAGCCCGGCCGUGUGGGUGAUGAUGUUUGUGAUGUGCCUGUCGGUGGUGGCUGUCACCGUCUUCAUCUUUGAGUUCUUCAGCCCCGUUGGAUACAACCGCAGCCUGCAGAGCGCCAAAAAGUCAGGUGGUUCGAAGUUCACAAUCGGGAAGUCUGUGUGGCUGUUGUGGGCGCUGGUCUUCAAUAACUCUGUGCCUGUGGAGAAUCCCAGAGGAACCACCAGCAAGAUCAUGGUGCUGGUGUGGGCCUUCUUCGCUGUCAUCUUCCUGGCCUCCUACACUGCCAACCUGGCUGCCUUCAUGAUCCAGGAAGAGUACAUCGACACAGUGUCAGGGCUGUCCGACAAGAAGUUCCAGCAUCCGACGGAGCAAUACCCCCCUCUGCGAUUCGGCACGGUGCCAAACGGAAGCACCGAGGAGAACAUCCGCUCCAACUAUCCAAACAUGCACCAGUACAUGAUCCGCAACAACCAGAAGGGCGUGGAGGAGGCCAUCGACAACCUCAAGACUGGGAAACUGGAUGCCUUCAUUUAUGACGCCGCGGUGCUGAACUACAUGGCCAGAAAGGACGAGGGCUGCAAGGUGAUGACUAUCGGCUCUGGGAAGGUGUUUGCCACCACAGGCUACGGCAUCGCGCUACACAAGAACUCCCGCUGGAAACGUCCCCUGGACCUGGCUCUGCUGCAGCUGGUCGGAGACGAUGAGAUUGACAUGUUGGAGCGUCUCUGGCUGUCUGGUAUCUGUCACAAUGACAAGAUCGAGGUUAUGAGCAGUAAGCUGGACAUAGACAACAUGGCGGGAGUGUUUUACAUGCUGCUGGUGGCUAUGGGUUUGAGCCUUCUUGUCUUUGCCUGGGAACAUCUGGUUUACUGGAAGCUGCGUCACUGCAUGAAGCGUUCGGGCGGGAUGGACUUUCUUCUGGCCCUGAGCAGG